AUGUUGCACUCUGAAGCCCUCCAGGACACAGUGUAAGGCUCGCUUGUCUAUUUAAUUUAUCAAUAGUGUUUUAAUGGUGCAAUACUCAGCACACUCUGACAUUGUGACUGUGGUUUACCCUGUCCCAACAGUGAGACUGAACCAGCAGAUGACAUGCACGCUGAACUGGCUGAGGAUGAGGACGGAGAGGUAAAAACUGUGUGUGUGUGUGUGUGUGUGUGUGUGUGUGCAAAGUAACUGUAACAUAUGUGCAGACACAUGCCCAAAACCAAACAUUGACCAUGCAUGAAUAUCUUACAGGAGGAAGAGGAGGAGGAGGUUGAACCUGAGAUUGACCCAGACCCAGUAGAGGAGGAGGAAGAUGAGGAGGAUGAAGAUGAUGAUGGGGAUGGGAGUGGGAGUGGGCUGAAUGGGGGUUCGGACGGUGAGUGUGAUGGUGAUGAGUUGGAUGACCUGCCCAGCUCACGGGGAGGUCGCUGGAAAGGACCCAUCUCCCGUAAGGCCAGCCAGACCAGUGUCUACCUGCAGGAGUGGGACAUUCCCUUCGAACAGCUGGACCUGGGAGAGCUCAUUGGGAAGGUAAGAGGGCAAUAGAACACACUUUUUUCACUGGAGAUAACCUUUUCAAUGAUCGAGCUACAUAUGCAUCAAACUAUCAGUGUUUUCUGUUCAAAGCCAUUGAAUGUGUGUUUCUGAAAGUGUCAUUAAAUGACUCCCUCCUUCACUCCAGGGCCGUUGGGGCAAGGUUCAUAAGGGCCGUUGGCAUGGAGAAGUGGCCAUCCGGCUGCUGGAGAUAGAUGGGAACAACCAGGACCACCUAAAGCUGUUUAAGAAAGAGGUGAUGAACUACAGACAGACCCGUCAUGAGAACGUGGUCCUCUUCAUGGGAGCCUGCAUGGCCCCGCCCCACCUCGCCAUCAUCACCAGGUAGGGGGAGGGGCUAACUUACAUCCAGAAUGAAUAUCUCUUUGGUAUAUUCAGUCCACCACAGCUGUGGUUUACUUGUUUCUCUCCAGUUUCUGUAAAGGGAGGACACUAUACUCUGUCGUUCGGGACACCAAAAACACACUGGAUAUAAACAAGACGAGGCAAAUUGCUCAAGAAAUUGUAAAGGUGAACUUCUAUUCCUGUUCAGUCCUUUCAGAUUUGUACAGGUAAAUCGGUAAUGUUGACAUAUACAGUAUGUGUAAUAUAUAUUUUCUGUAUGUCCGUAUUUCCUUCCUUCAAUCCACACAGGGAAUGGGCUACCUGCAUGCCAAAGGCAUUGUCCACAAGGACUUGAAGUCGAAGAACGUCUUUCAUGACACCAAUAAAGUGAUUAUUACAGACUUUGGCCUGUUUGGGAUAUCUGGAGUGGUUCAGGAGGGAAGGUAUGGACUCUGCAUAUUGGUUCCUACAGCUAUCAUCUCAGCUGGUGGAUGCUGAGUGGGUCUGUGUUCUCCUAACAGUGGUUUCUUAUUGUGUGUGUGUGUCUUCCUUCACAGGCGAGACAACGAGCUGAAGCUUCCACAUGGCUGGAUCUGUUACCUGGCGCCAGAGAUCGUACGCAGGAUGAGCCCUGGAAACAACGAGGACCGCCUGCCCUUCUCCAACGCUGCAGACGUCUACGCCUUUGGGUACGUUCUCUAAGCACAUUCUGAAGUACCCUUUCUUUAUCUUUGAUAGCACAAUAGUUUUUCUCUUUGAGACUGCUUCACUUUACAGUUAACUGAAUCUGGGGAAUGACCAUAUUGCUGGUUGCCCCCUUUUAGCACCAUUUGGUACGAGCUCCAAGCUAGGGACUGGCCUAUCACCAACCAGCCUGUGGAGGCUACCAUCUGGCAGGUGGGGAGCGGCGAGGGCAUCAAGAAGGUCCUGGCAGAGAUCAGCCUGGGCAAGGAGGUCACGGUGAGUGGAGGGGGGAAGCACUGCUGUGUGCCAGACAAAGUAUGUGAGCGGAGCUGGAGCGGAGCAAGGAGUGGAGCGUGCCCAAUUUGACUGGAACGCGGAGCGAGAUUCCCAAAGCCUGGAGAGUCGGCCUUCUCGCCCGCUCCAAUUUCGCUCCAGUAGCGCUCACUUCACAAACUCAGGGCAUGCCCGGCCCAGGAUGCAUUUGUAGUCUACUUGUGUGCUGCUAUAGCCCCUUGCUUUAGCUACUGUCAUGGAGUUCGCUAAAUAUUUUCAUAAAGAAACUGAUAAAACACACAGGUGCUAAAUCAAGGUGACUUACAAGAGAGGGAGUGCGGUGAUAUAAUGUCCACAACUAAAGAAUAAUUGUGGAAUUUGAAAAGACACGUAUCCUGAAGGCAUUAUGGUGUACUUACUACGUGCACAUGCUAAAAGAAAGGAAUGAGGUAGGUAGAUAACUAAGUGUGUCAUUGUAGCAAAGUAUUUAUGAACUAAAAAUCAGAUCUCUUAAAUGUUUAUUUCAUUUUUAUUCUAUUAUCUAUAGAAUAGGCAAUCAUUGAUAUUGCCAUAUUCCCACAGUCAAGGAGCUUUCCGUUUUGAUUGGAUUAUUUUGCUUAAAAACUUAAAGCCUACCUAUAGAAAAAAAGAAACAAAUCUCUGCAUCUCUGCCCUGCCUGCCCAGAGUGGCCAAAGGGUGUUUAGCAUCCCCAGUGGCUCUGCGAGUGUGGAGAGGAUAUUCUCCGCUGCUGGCCUGCUCUCCAGGCACCAUCGCAUGAGCCUGAAGCCACAGACUGGCCUUUAGAGUUUAUAUGCUGUUUAAUAUGAUAUGUAGCCUAUUUGAAAUGAUGUGCGCUUCUUUCAUUCACCUUUUCAUGUUUAUUCAAAUACUUUUCAUUUAAAUCCAUGUGGUUUGGUUUCAAUACUUCAAAACCAAAUGGUAGGUCCUGGUAGGCACAAAAAUAGAUGGGUGUUGGUUAAAUUGUGAUUGUAAUGUAAUGAAUGGAGUGAAUUUGGAGCGGCAGUUUUUUUUCCUAUGAGCGCGGAGCAGUUUUUAGCGGAGCGGUUGGAAAGGACAUGGAGUGGCAGAGCAGUGCGCAAGCACCACUCCAUGAGCAAAUGAGCGGGAUUUUCCUCUGCUCAACUCCGCUCACAUGCUCUGGUGAAAUCUAUGCACAUACAUUUGGGGGGAUAUUGCAUCUUUCUUAAUCCUAGCAGGGUAAGUGAGGAUAUUUGCUCAUGCUAAUGCUAUGUUUUUAAGGGAUGACCUUGAUAGAGUAGAGAAGAAAUUAAAGCUAAGUACAGGAUACAUCUCUGCAUUGUGUUGGCAUGAAGUGAUGACGUUAAUCCUUCCUGUCUAUGUCUGUGCAGGAGAUCCUGUCUGCCUGCUGGGCCUAUGACCUGAGGGAGCGACCCACCUUCACCCAGCUGGCUGACAUGCUGGAGAAGCUGCCCAAACUCAACCGGAGACUGUCCCACCCUGGACACUUCUGGAAGUCUGCAGAGUACGUAUCCUAG
This is a messenger RNA of Coregonus sp. 'balchen', 3402 nucleotides long. The record is from the annotation of a GenBank genome assembly. NCBI's taxonomy places the organism in Eukaryota, Metazoa, Chordata, Actinopteri, Salmoniformes, Salmonidae.